AUGGCCGCCUCCAUCUCCAAACGACAGCAAGCUCGCAACGAGCGGCAGCUGCAAGAUCUGAUCCAAACGGUCUCCGGCAACGACCGAUGUGCGGAUUGCGCCGCAAAGAAUCCCGGCUGGGCAUCAUGGAAUCUGGGCAUCUUCCUCUGCGUGCGUUGCGCCUCGCUGCAUCGCAAACUGGGAACCCAUGUCUCCAAGGUCAAGAGCUUGAGUAUGGAUAGCUGGUCGGCGGAGCAGGUGGAUAACAUGAAGAAAGUGGGCAACGCGCGGAGCAAUGCCGUCUACAAUCCCCAGGGCACCCGCGUCGACAUCCCCAUCGAUGCUGACGAGGUGGACGGUGUGAUGGAACGCUUCAUCCGACAAAAGUACGAGUCACGAACACUGUCCACUGGACACCCCGCCGCGCGACACAACACCGGCAGCACGAGCACCGGCAGCUGGAACGACGAGCCGCCGCCACUGCCGCCCAAACCUAAAAGAUUCCCCUUCAACUUUCGCAGUGCCAGCUCCACCACCCAUCGCCCCAAGCAGACCCCUCUCACGCCUCCUCGGCCAUUGUCCCCCAUAUCUCCCGGCAACGACGCCUCGAAGCCGCCAGCGCUGAGCAAGCCAAGCCAGUUGUUCGGGAUGAAAAUCACGGGGGUGAGCAACAAUUUCGAUCAGAAGCUGGCGGCACUGCGAGACAUGGGCUUCGACGACCACAAAAAGAACACGGAGAUAUUGAAGAGCUCGAACGGCAACUUCGACAAAGCCAUCGAAACGUUGGUGAGGCUGGGCGAGGGAAGCAAGCCUCGUUCCCCGGGAACUCUGACUCCGGUCUCGAUGGGAAGCGCGGGUCCGAGUGGGAUCGUCGUUGACAAGACACGACAAGCAGAUGCAUCUGCAUCCGCGAAUCCAUGGGAGGUCAGCGAGCGCUCGCCGCAACGCUCCGUCAGCCAGCCAGCUCCGCAGACUUCGCUUCCUCCGAGAUCGCAGAGCGCUGGACCAACAUCGAACUCCUGGAACCCAUUCCUCCCUCAAUCGCAACAA
Neohortaea acidophila is the source of this 1029-nucleotide messenger RNA. RefSeq lists its product as uncharacterized. The annotation marks the transcript as partial. The record is from RefSeq and is a predicted model, not a curated record. Gene Ontology annotation, molecular function: GTPase activator activity; protein binding. Gene Ontology annotation, biological process: intra-Golgi vesicle-mediated transport; endocytosis; endoplasmic reticulum to Golgi vesicle-mediated transport. Gene Ontology annotation, cellular component: Golgi apparatus. The transcript has a single exon. NCBI's taxonomy places the organism in Eukaryota, Fungi, Ascomycota, Dothideomycetes, Mycosphaerellales, Teratosphaeriaceae.